This is a messenger RNA of Helianthus annuus (common sunflower), 1765 nucleotides long. Its product is annotated as DEAD-box ATP-dependent RNA helicase 15. Gene Ontology annotation, molecular function: ATP binding; RNA helicase activity; RNA binding. The coding region runs from base 109 to 1485 and encodes 458 amino acids. Lineage: Eukaryota; Viridiplantae; Streptophyta; Magnoliopsida; Asterales; Asteraceae. The transcript is spliced from 10 exons. The record is from RefSeq and is a predicted model, not a curated record.
UUGAGUUGUGACCUUUACCCGCUCUUGAAAACCCAAAAAAACCCUAAACCCUUCGAUUCUUCCCCCUUUCUUUCCGCAAACCCUAAUUUUGACUUCUCGACAACACAAAUGGGUGAAACAGAGAUUAAGGAUAACGAGUACGAGGAAGAGCUUCUAGACUACGAAGAGGAUGAAGAUAAGGCUCCUGACUCCACCGCCGUUAAAGUUAACGGCGAAUCUGUCAAAAAGGGGUAUGUUGGAAUUCAUAGCUCUGGAUUUAGGGAUUUUCUUUUGAAGCCGGAGUUGCUUCGUGCUAUUGUGGAUUCAGGGUUUGAACAUCCUUCUGAAGUGCAACACGAAUGUAUUCCUCAAGCUAUUCUGGGCAUGGAUGUAAUUUGUCAAGCAAAAUCCGGUAUGGGCAAAACAGCGGUUUUCGUUUUAUCAACAUUGCAACAGAUCGAACCUGUUUCUGGUCAAGUUGCAGCACUUGUUUUGUGUCACACAAGAGAAUUAGCUUAUCAGAUAUGCCAUGAGUUUGAGCGGUUCAGCACUUACUUAACUGACAUUAAGGUUGCAGUGUUUUAUGGUGGCGUUAACAUUAAAAUUCACAAAGAGCUUUUGAAAAACGAGUGCCCUCAUAUUGUUGUUGGAACUCCCGGAAGGGUUCUGGCGCUUGCUAGAGACAAAGAUCUCGGGUUGAAGAACGUGAGACACUUCAUACUUGAUGAGUGUGACAAGAUGCUAGAGUCACUUGACAUGAGGAGAGAUGUACAAGAAAUAUUCAAAAUGACCCCUCAUGAUAAACAAGUUAUGAUGUUUUCUGCAACACUUAGCAAGGAAAUCCGCCCCGUGUGCAAGAAAUUCAUGCAAGAUGUAAUAUUCUGUUCCCAGUUACACUUGAAUUUUGUUUCUGAAUUCACUAGAUUUUUAAUAUUUUAUUGUGAUAUUUGUUUCUUUCAGCCGAUGGAAAUUUAUGUGGAUGAUGAAGCCAAGUUGACUCUGCACGGUCUUGUACAGCAUUAUAUCAAACUGAGUGAGCUGGAGAAAAACCGUAAAUUGAAUGACCUGCUUGAUGCGUUAGAUUUUAAUCAAGUUGUGAUAUUUGUUAAAAGUGUAAGCAGAGCAGCAGAACUGAAUAAAUUGCUUGUCGAGUGUAAUUUUCCGUCUAUUUGCAUCCACUCUGGCAUGUCCCAAGAAGAAAGGUUGACAAGAUAUAAGAAUUUCAAGGAAGGCCACAAGAGGAUUCUAGUUGCAACUGAUUUGGUUGGUAGAGGUAUCGAUAUUGAACGUGUCAAUAUUGUCAUCAAUUACGACAUGCCAGAUUCUGCUGACACUUAUCUCCACCGUGUCGGUAGAGCUGGUAGGUUUGGGACCAAGGGUCUUGCUAUCACAUUUGUGUCGUCAUCAUCUGACUCAGAUGUGCUUAAUCAGGUUCAAGAGAGAUUUGAAGUGGAUAUCAAAGAACUUCCUGAGCAGAUUGAUACUUCAACAUACAUGCCUUCUUAGGAACAGACGGGUGAUUCAAUGGUUUAUCUAAAGCAAUGAUUGGUGGUGAUACUCUCAAGAUCAUUGUUUUGUUAUCUCAAUUCGAAUGUUUACUGUUUAGCGACCCUUUUAGAUUGUUUGUUUUUUCUGAUUUCUUGUUUUACUAGCAACAGUUAAUUCUAGUCUUUAUGUUUCUUAGAGUAUGUUGUAUUUCAUCAGCAUGUUGAGCAUUAUGUAGUCCUAAAUGUAGAAGGAUUUUUGGCAAUGUGUAUGUUCAAAACGCAUUGGAUGGCCCUGUUAA